AUGCGUCGCUAUUGGUUCACCGUUUGUAACAAAGGAGGAGGGCGGUGGGUGGGUGACCCCUGCUUCGCUGCCGUGACCCGGCUGGGCGUCCCCGCCCAGAACGGCUCCUCGGGCCCGCCCCCGCCUCCCCAGGGACGGCAGGUGUGGGUGACGGAGGACACGGUGACCAACGCUGAGAAGCACUCUGGCCAGUUCUGCUUGCUGCUGGCCGCCUCCACCCGCGAGGACCGGCUGCGCGACAAGGCCGACCGACUGGUCAAGCAGCUCGUCGACUGCGCCCACGCGGAGAACCCGGAGACGCGGGCCGCCGAGGCACUUCGCAAAGUGCAGGAUAACCGGCGGGCCGAGGUCGAGAGGCUGGAGACCAAGGUGGUCAACCCCCUGAAGCUCUACGGGGUGCAGAUAAAGCAGACCCAGGCUGAGCUCAAGAAAUUCAAACACGUCCACAACAAUGAGCUCAAACAGCUGGAAAAGCUGGAGAAACUGAGGCAGAAGCCCCCUUCAGAGAGACAGACCAUCUCCCAGGCGGAGACCAGCGUGCAGAGGGCCUCGGUGGAUGCCAGCAGCACCUCCCAGCAGCUGGAGGAGACGAUGGACGCUUAGGAACAGAAGCUGAAGGACCUCCAGAAGAUUUUUUCGGACUUUGUGACCAUUGAGAUGGUCUUCCAUGCCAAAGUGGUGGAGGUUUAUUCCAGUGCCUUCCAGACCCUGGAGAGCUACGACCUGGAGAGAGAUCUGGAGGAUUUUAGAGCCAAGAUGCGUGGAGUUUAUGGGCGUUAUGACGCUCGGCUGCUCACGGACACCACCCUGUCCCCGGCUGUCCCGUGGUUUCUCGCCCAGAGCACCCAGAGCACCAUACGGAGCCAGAGAAAAGCAGCAGCCAGUGAGGACAACUCUGCCGAGGAGGGCCCCAUGGAGGACCUCAGGGGACAGGGGAAGGGGCUCCAUCAGUAGGACGAGAACUCCCCAGUCAGGAAAAGGGGGCUGAGGCUGGAUGCUCAGAGGCUCUGCCGUGUGCAAGUCCCGUGUCCUCUGAGUCCCGCUUUCCUCAUCUGUAUGGCAGGAAUCAUAUCACUCAGCUCACAGGCUGCUCUGGGGGUCAAGUUGCCCAGAAGGACACCUGGUACAUAGCAAGUGUUCAAUAAACGUGGGUGCAUCUCACCCUGACUCCUGCUGGGUCUCAUUUCCUGUCUUAUGACUGGCCUUCGGGGUGUUUAAGCCUGUGUUAACGUGUGUUACCGAACCAAACUCGGGUCCACUUGCCUGCGUGCAGUAAAGCCAAUUUACUGACACCGGGUUGUAGUGAAGGAAGGACAGGAUUUAUUGCAGGCUCCAAGCAAAGAGUCCAGGCAGCUGGUGCUCAAAAGGUCCCAACUUCCCGAUGACUUUCAGGAAAGGUUUUU
Molecule: messenger RNA, 1403 nt
Organism: Physeter macrocephalus (sperm whale)
Lineage: Eukaryota; Metazoa; Chordata; Mammalia; Artiodactyla; Physeteridae
Gene: CIBAR2
Product: CBY1 interacting BAR domain containing 2
Biological process (GO): cilium assembly
Cellular component (GO): ciliary basal body; ciliary transition zone
Source: RefSeq, a predicted model, not a curated record